This is a messenger RNA of Adineta ricciae, 486 nucleotides long. The record is from the annotation of a GenBank genome assembly. NCBI's taxonomy places the organism in Eukaryota, Metazoa, Rotifera, Eurotatoria, Adinetida, Adinetidae.
AUGCCAACGCAUGAUGAUGAUGGUAAAAUUCUUCCACAUGAGCAGAAUGAUGCUCGAGAGCGUCUAGAAAUUGAAAUUGUCACGCAAUACUCAAAGAAAAAGAAGUCGGAUGAUGUCAAAUGCUUGACGAGAUAUCUAAAUGACACAUUUAAUUAUGCUUUCGGCUAUCCUGAUUAUCCGCCAUGGACGAUCGAUGGUUUAGAAGAUCGAUUAGAAUCCAUAUGUGAACUCAUCUGCCCUUCUGAUAAAAAUUUACAUUCCAUCGAAGAGAUUUCUCAUUGUACACUUUCGAUUGCACAGGUACCAAAACAGUUACUUCCCCGACAAUCGAUUGCUCAGCAAAAUAUCUUUGUCAAGGUGUCGUACGCAUUCUCUAAAGCGAAACAAAUCUUUUCCAAACUCUAUAAUCAACGAUACUCUUGGUCAUAUAGCAAUUGCAUUUGGUUGAGUAAUUCAUACAGUCUACUUGAUGAACAUCAGAAUUAG